UAGUCCACCUCUGUUCCGGUUUCAAUUCCUCUCUCUCUCCUCCGCUUUCGUCUCUCUCUCUCUCUCUCUCUACAUCUAAUCCACCAUUCCAAGAAUCCAACUUUCACUUUAGGGUUUUGAAAUCCCAGCUACAAGGCACGCGCUGCUGAGCCUGAUCGCUGUUUUGAAAUCCUCCAUUUUCACGGCUGGAGAGAAACUUUGAGGAGCUCCUCUUGCACCGUAAUUAUGUACGGUUUAAGCACCAAAUUUGGCUUAAUUACAGUGAACAGGAAUGAUAUGCUAAGAUAUGGCACUUAAAGUUCCCGCUCAUAUAGCUGCUGAGAUUGCAAUUGGUUCCAUCGGUCGUGGUUAUGAUAUAUCCACUGAUAUAAGGCUUAAAUAUUGUAAAGGAGAUUCCGUAAAUUCGCGUUUGAUUGAGAUAGAUGAAAAUUAUGUCAGAGAGGUGGUACUACCCGGUGGAGUUUCAAUACCAAAUGUUUCCAAAUCAAUUAAAUGUGAUAAAGGGGAACGCACGCGGUUCAGGUCGGAUGUUCUGUCUUUUCAACAGAUGUCGGAGCAAUUCAAUCAGGACUUAUCUUUGACUGGCAAAAUUCCAUCAGGGCUUUUCAAUACAAUGUUUGAAUUUUCUGGUAGUUGGCAGAGAGAUGCAGCCCUUACGAAGUCCCUUGCUUUUGAUGGGGUGUUAAUUACACUCUAUACUGUUGCAUUGGAGAAGUCUCAAAUGGUCCUCUGUGACCACGUUAAGAAAGCUGUGCCGUCAUCGUGGGACCCACCUGCUUUAGCAAGGUUUAUUGAUACCUUUGGCACUCAUAUAAUUGUUGGUAUGAAAAUGGGGGGAAAAGAUGUAAUAUAUUUGAAGCAGCAACACUCAUCAACUCUUCAACCUGCUGAUGUUCAGAAAAAAUUGAAAGAGAUGGCGGAUAGGAGGUUUCUAGAUGCCAAUAGCCACUAUACCAUUGCUUCUGAUCAAGUUUUCCCAAAUGACAAGUUUGGAAUCAGGGAGCAGAGGCUAACAUUUGCUAAUAUUAGUCCAUCGAGUUCUUAUUCACAUAAGGAGGAUAUUGUAAGCAUUUGCAAGAGGAGGGGUGGGAGUGAUGACAGAAACCUGUUCCACAACGAGUGGUUACAAACUGUUCAGCAUGAGCCAGAUGUGAUCUCAAUGUCGUUCAUUCCAAUUACAUCUCUAUUGAAUGGAGUGCCAGGGAGUGGAUUCUUGAGCCAUGCCAUAAACCUUUAUUUACGAUAUAAACCACCGAUUCAAGAGCUCCACCAAUUCUUGGAAUUCCAACUGCCAAGGCAGUGGGCGCCUGUAUUCAGUGAUCUUCCACUUGGUCCGCAACGGAAGCAACGGAGUUCUGCUUCUUUACAGUUUAGCUUCAUGGGUCCAAAGCUCUAUGUUAACACCACACAGGUUGAUGUAGGUAAGAGGCCAGUAACUGGUCUCCGUCUGUAUCUUGAAGGUAAGAAAAGCAAUCGGUUGGCCAUCCAUUUGCAACACCUUUCAUCACUUCCUAAAAUCUUCCAGCUUGAAGAUGAUCCAAAUGAUAACUUUGAGCGGAAGUCUUACGACAGGAGAUUCUACGAGAAGGUUCAAUGGAAGAAUUUCUCUCACGUGUGCACAGCUCCUGUGGAAUCUGAGGAGGAUCUUUCAAUAGUAACCGGAGCACAGUUGCAAGUUGAGAAUUACGGCAUAAAAAAUAUACUGUUCUUAAGACUUAGAUUCUCAACUGUGUUGGGAGCGAAAGCAGUAAAGCAUCCGGAGUGGGAGGGAUCGCCCAAGUUGGGAGCCAAGUCAGGGCUGAUAUCCACUUUAAUCAGCCAACACUUCACAUCAACAUUUCAGAAGCCUCCACCGCGGCCGGCGGAUGUUAAUAUAAACUCUGCGGUGUAUCCAGGCGGCCCUCCGGUUCCUGUGCAAGCUCUGAAGCUUCUGAAAUUUGUAGACACAAGUGAGAUGAGCAGAGGACCACAAGAGUCUCCUGGGUAUUGGGUUGUGUCUGGAGCAAAGCUUGUUGUUGAUAAGGGCAGAAUUUCUCUCCGUGUUAAGUAUUCUUUGUUGACCAUGAUAUUACCAGAUGAAGACAUGUUGGAUGACCUUUAGUUAUGACCAUUCUUCUGCAAGUGUUCAUUCUUAAGGCUAUGACCAAGAAAAAAUGCUCUGGUUUUGCUAUGCUUCUUGCAAAGAUAGAUAUAGUUGCAGUAGCUUUCCCCUCCUACUGGAGUUCCACUUGUAAUGUAAACUUCUAUAGUUUAACACCAUGACUUUUUACAAUUACAAUUACAAUUACAAAUCAAUUCCACUCUUAGAUUUUAUGGUGUAACAGUAAUAUAUACAUAUCAAUUUAAUACGCUGAGAAAUCAUGUCAUCUUUUAGUAUUCUUUUAGUA
This is a messenger RNA of Vigna unguiculata (cowpea), 2387 nucleotides long. Its product is annotated as MAC/Perforin domain-containing protein. The record is from RefSeq and is a predicted model, not a curated record. Gene Ontology annotation, biological process: plant-type hypersensitive response; regulation of salicylic acid mediated signaling pathway. Gene Ontology annotation, cellular component: plasma membrane. Lineage: Eukaryota; Viridiplantae; Streptophyta; Magnoliopsida; Fabales; Fabaceae.